Molecule: messenger RNA, 1479 nt
Organism: Syzygium oleosum
Lineage: Eukaryota; Viridiplantae; Streptophyta; Magnoliopsida; Myrtales; Myrtaceae
Product: UPF0496 protein At1g20180-like
Exons: 2
Coding region: 136-1182 (348 amino acids)
Source: RefSeq, a predicted model, not a curated record
ACACGUAAACCAGAGACCAUCGAAAGAUUGCUAAAGCCAGAUUGCUUAAACAUUCCCUUUGAAGAUAGAUAAGCUCCAAGUCUUUCUCUCUCUCUCUCUCUCUCGCUCUCUCUGCUCUGGCGCAUUUUUGCAGGCAUGCUUCAGAUGCCUCAGCUCAGAAAGAUUAGAUCUUCCCUUUCGAGUGCAGGAAGAUACGCAAAGGAACGCGCGAAUAGCCUGUGCAGCGAUUCAAGCAUCAAUGAGCAAUACAUUAGAGCACUCAGGACAGAUUCUUAUGUGAGAAUCUGCAAAAUAGUGCAGGACCAGCUCGGAAAACAGAGUACCUUAAAGCUGCCCUCUGCCCCAUCUAAGAGCCGGAGCUCCCACUUGCAUCUAUCCCAGAAUCUACUCUCGCCUAGGCAAGAGACACUGACAGAUUGGAUCAAGACGUUAGAUUUGCAUCCUCUCAUCGUUGACUACUUCGAAGACAGCCUAGAGACGUGCCGAGUGUGCGAACUACUCAUCCUAAGUGUCCAUCAGACCCGUGCUAAUAACCGACGGAUCAAAAGGGCGAUCAAGCUAACCAAAAAGGUAAAUGAUGCAACAAGCAAUACUGAUCAUCAAUGCCGAAUGAUAUGUGAAGAGCUAUCUGCAUUUUCGCAACACACGAAUCCAUUUUACCUAGUCAGCAAGGAAAAAAUCCACAUCAUCUGUCAAGCAUUUGCCAUGCUGCGUCAGAAAUUAAAAGCCAAGCACAAGAAGACGAUGAGGAGGGCGAAACUGAAACGAAUCGCAAUUUCGAUUGCAACCAGGCUGAUGGGUUGCACACUGGGACUACAUAAGAAGAGGACCAAGUCGGUCCAAGGAUAUCCUAAGAUGACCAGGCAAGAGGUACUCGGUGCGCAGCUUGAUGAGGCUGGGAGGAGCCUCUUUAUUCUGAUCAAGCACAUAGAUACUAUGAGCGUAGCGGCAGGAAGCUUAUACGACAAGGUCGAGAACAUGAAAGAACUUGCCAACAUGUGUGUGCAGAGUGGGAAGAGCGAGAUGUUAAAGGAGGUGGUGAAGGAAUUCAAUGAUCGCAAUACCUGCUUCCUAGAGCAGUUGGAGGAACUGGAAAACCUAGCCUGCCUUUGCCUACAUGACAUUAAUGCAUCCAGGAGGUCCAUCAUGCAAAAAAUAAUGGCUCCUCAACAAGGUAGAUGAUAGUGAAAUGGCAUAAGAAAUGACAUUGAUAUUUUUGGCGCAAUAAGCUUUUGCGCAAAAUGCAUCUUCCCUGAAUCAGGCAAAAUAGCUGCUAUCAAGGCUUUGGCAAGGUGCCUGGCUCUGCUUCUUCUUUGAAUAAACAAGCAUCAUUCACUCACAGGAAGUACAGCAGACGUGUAUCAUAAACAUCGAAAUACUGUAAAUGUAGUAGCUGUUUUAGUUGAUAUUGUUUAUUGUAAAUUCCUCAUGAUUGAUCACUAAUACAAGCAAAUACAUCUUCCAUAUACUAUUAAGCCA